Molecule: messenger RNA, 3402 nt
Organism: Manis javanica (Malayan pangolin)
Lineage: Eukaryota; Metazoa; Chordata; Mammalia; Pholidota; Manidae
Gene: RASSF3
Product: Ras association domain family member 3
Biological process (GO): signal transduction
Cellular component (GO): cytoplasm
Source: RefSeq, a predicted model, not a curated record
GCGCAGGGAGGGGCCGGGACGGCUGGAGUGAGCGGCGGCCGCAGCUGCAGCAAGACGGCCCGCCGGCGGCUCUGGCCGCGCGCCGGGAACCUCGUGGGGCGGGCGGGCGCUGCACCCCCAGCCUGGCCGCCUGCGCCCGGGGACGCGGCCGCGCACGACGGGACCAGCAGCAUGAGCAGCGGCUACAGCAGCCUGGAGGAGGACGCCGAGGACUUCUUCUUCACCGCCAGGACCUCCUUCUUCAGGAGGGCGCCCCAGGGCAAGCCCCGCGCCGGCCAGCAAGAUGUGGAUAAAGAGAAGGAAACUCACAAUUACCUCAGCAAAGAGGAAAUCAAAGAGAAAGUCCAUAAAUACAACUUAGCUGUCACCGACAAGUUGAAGAUGACCUUGAAUUCAAAUGGGAUUUACACUGGCUUCAUUAAAGUACAGAUGGAACUCUGCAGACCUUCACAAACUUCUCCAAGCUCUGGAAAACUUGCUCCCAGCAGCAGCGGCUGUAUGAACACACUUCACAUCAGCAGCGCAAACACUGUCGGGGAGGUGAUUGAGGCCCUGCUCAAAAAGUUCCUUGUGACCGAGAGCCCCACCAAGUUUGCACUUUAUAAGCGUUGUCAUAGGGAAGACCAAGUCUACGCCUGCAAGCUCUCGGACCGGGAACACCCACUCUACCUGCGUUUGGUAGCAGGGCCCAGAACAGACACACUUAGUUUUGUUCUUCGUGAACAUGAAAUUGGAGAGUGGGAAGCCUUCAGCCUUCCAGAACUACAAAAUUUCUUGCGGAUCUUGGACAAGGAAGAAGACGAGCAGCUGCAGAACCUGAAGAAGCGUUACGCGGCCUACAGACACAAGCUGGAAGAAGCUCUCAGUGAGAUGUGGAAACCUGAUUAAAGCGUGGGGCUCCCUGCCACCAGGGACGCAGGACCUGUGUACAAGCCAGCAGCCAAUGCCUCUCUCCUCAGAGGGCUGUCUCCUUGCCCAGUGAUGCUAGGGUUUUCCCCUUUGUUACCUCUAGAUGCAGUUCCCCAAACCCUGCCAGGGAGCACGUGGGGCCGUCGGCUUGCCCUGUGACAGCCUGCGCCACCCCUCUGCAAGCUGAGUCUGCAGUCUCCUCCGGAGCGGUCCAGAGGGCUUUGAAGCAUGGGCACUGGGUUUUGCCCCACUUACUCUCUUUUAGUUACUUUGUGUGAUGAUGUUAAGCUUAAGGAUGUACAAAUGAUUUGUUAAAAGCUUUACAAGUAAUCUAUCUGAAUACUUGUCCUAUGUUGAAACUACCUGUUGGGUUUUUCGUUGUUUUCCAAAUGUCAGGAAACGAUCCACAUGAAUUGAAAGGCACAAAAAGCCAGGAACUCUGAGGAAUUUGUGAAGGAUUUUGGAAGAUUUUGACAAAGAAAGUAAAGAGCAAGUUUGGAAGAAGGUGUGAGUGGAGGGUGGGGGACUUCAGGAAAGGUGGUUUGGUGAUGAGGUAGAGGAGAAAGGUGUAUUUGCUGGUAAAUUAGUUAAAAGCAUUCAGUUUUGAGAGGUUUAACCACUGUAGUAUUGUUUGAUUUCCUGGUGAGUAAUACGUGGGAACAGCCACAGAGAGUAGGACUAGACCAAGGACUAGACCAGCAGGAGGGGCGCCCACCUGCAACUGGCCGGUGCUGGGUGUGCUCUGGCAGGUGGGUGUCGCACACCCAGACAGACCCAGGCUGCCGGGCCGCCUGCUUGGGGCCCAGAGCCCCGUGUCCUGCCUUCCGGGUGCAAGGUCACGUGGUGCAACGUCCAGGCCGGUGGGGCACUGACCGGUUGCUAAGUCCUGCUAAUAAUUUCUCCCCCUGAGGUUGUUUUCAAAGUUGAAAAGGAGUUUUUUGGGUAGGGGACAGCUGUUUUGCCCAUUGUUAGCUGGGAGAUUUGUCAGGUAAAGGGCUCACAGCACACGUUUGUGACAAUCACUUCCGUCCUUUCCCUUCUUUUCCUUUUUUCUUCCCUCCCUUCGUCCACCCCUCCCCCUCUCCUUCUCCCUCUCGCUCACAAAUUGAAGUCUCUUCCUACAUAAUGUGCAACAUAUUAUAUGAUAUGUAAUACGGAUUAAAGCCCUAGUGCCAUCAGGACCUCCCACUGGGCUGGAAGGAGGACAGUGAGGGAGGACAGCCCGCCUACCUGGCUGACCACGGCAGAGGGAUUCUUUAUGGAAACGUUGUAACAAAAGUGCACCUUCCUGCCAACCAAAGAAAUGCCUGUGCGAUAGAAGCCUAUCUUAAAUUAAGCGGGUUAACCGCCUUCUGUGCAGCAGUUCAUCUGAAAACAGGAAAGGUGUGCUGUGGCGCUAGAGGGGCCUUACAGUCUAUUUUUUGUCUAGAUGUUUUUUGUUUAUAAAUUCCCAAGGAAUUGUUAACACUUUGGGGACACCUAAUGGAUUCUUUUUGAAAUUCCAAGGUGCUUCGGUUCUUAGCCUCCUAAGGGAACUGUGCCUUGUGCAGCGUUUCCGUUUCCCUCCGGCGACUCUUCCGACUUUCCAGGGAACACCCAUCUUGUUGGAGGCACAGAGUGUUGGCUAUGCUGUGCCGCCCCGGAACUGAGACAAUCGUAUCUUCCUAAGCUUUUUUAAGGCGACUUGGAAAGAAAAAAGUAGGACUAGUUAUAAAAUAUGUAUGGUAUGGCACAUCUAGUUAAAUUCUCCAUGUAACUUUUUUGUAGUGCAUUGAUGAGGUUUUAGUGAUACUGUCACCCAACACUUUAUUUGUUCAGGGAAUGGCUUCAUGAUUUUCAUACUGGUUUUAUUAUUCAGACCGGCUUGGGUUUGAGGAUACUGUUACCAAACACCUGGUCUUUUAAUUACCUAUCCCAGUAAGCUUAUGUUUUGUGAAGCAUUUGUUUCUCAGAUUAAGACACUGUUAGAACCUAAAGUAGUAGCUGAUGGGUAUCUGUGAAUUUUUUUUUUUUUUUUUUACUUGAAGUAGAUUGAAAUAGGGGUCCUCAUGUAUAUCCCCCAGACCCUUGCUCCUUGUCGUGUGACCACUACAGGUUGCAGUUUGGAAAAUGUGCUGUACUGAAUUCCGUCAGUACAUGGUUCUUUGAAGACUCAUGUCUUGGCCCAAACACUGGUUACUGCAGCAGCAUUUUUAAUGUGUAAAAGAAGAAAGACCAUUGAAGGUCAAAGAUUUUUAGAAAAUCAUUGUACAAAUUCUUGCUUUAAACUAAGCUUUGCUGUAAUACUGUUGUCUCUUCAGCAUGUGAUGGUACAGGAACGAUGUUAAACGAAGGGGGUAGUAUUGCAGGGGAGCAUUUGAAAUCGCAGAAGUAAAAAGUUAUAAUAUUUAUAAUUUUGAUGAGUUUAUUUUUAUAGGGAAGAUUUUUCUUCCCUAAAAUUGUCUCCUGAAUGGUGAGUUGUUUCCAUUAUUAAAAGUUGAAGUUGUCAGUUAA